AUGGCACGCACAUCAACCAGUCAUCAAUCAAAUUCUUCAUCAGCUGAAAAAGGAAUCUUCCUUACAGGCAAACAGGAGGGAAAGAAAAAGAAAGGGUUGGAGCUUGGAGGUAAAGUUGCGGCAUCGGCAUCGGGUAUCGGUACACAGUAG
Sclerotinia sclerotiorum 1980 UF-70 is the source of this 150-nucleotide messenger RNA. RefSeq lists its product with no specific name. Bases 1 to 150 code for a protein of 49 amino acids. The transcript has 3 exons. The record is from RefSeq and is a predicted model, not a curated record. NCBI's taxonomy places the organism in Eukaryota, Fungi, Ascomycota, Leotiomycetes, Helotiales, Sclerotiniaceae.